CCUUUAGACUCAAACUAUUGAGCGGAACGUUACCAUCUAGACAACUACUACACGACCGUUACCUGAGUACUUAUACUGAUAGCCUCUGCCCUAGGUGCCUAACAGUAGUGGAGACUCAAAGUCAUAUCUUUGAUUGCUACAAAAAUAUCGCAGCAUACAGCAUAAUGGAAAACAAAAUAAGAACAAGUCUGAUAAAGCUCAUAAGAAAAAAUAGUAAUAGGAAGAACCUAACAGAAAUCGAAAGAAAUCUGCAAAAAUUAGACUUUGGCCGAAAAUCUAGCCUUAACAAACUUGUUAGCGGAAUGCUAAACAUAGACAUACAAUUAUCUAUCGCCAGCCAUGCCAAGAUGGCAAACAAAAUACUAGCCUUAUUAUACUCACAGAUAUGGAUUCCAAGAUCAGCAACUGCUAACACAUCUGAAGUAAAGUGA
Acaulospora morrowiae is the source of this 431-nucleotide messenger RNA. The record is from the annotation of a GenBank genome assembly. Lineage: Eukaryota; Fungi; Glomeromycota; Glomeromycetes; Diversisporales; Acaulosporaceae.